AAUUGGUCCCUGCCCCUCUCUGCCCGUCACUACGGUGAUCCAACAUGGCGCUGCUGAGCUCCUCUUUGACCCGGUUCUGUUGUCUCAGGACAAACAGGAUAAAUAAUGGACUUUAUUCCGCUUACCUGCCCUGUCAGUACAGACUCUACUCCACGUCUCAAGUCAGACGAGGUUUGGGGCGAUACGUCCAGAUAGUCAACUCCAAAUAUGAAAGUUUCCUCAAAACAAGAUUUCCUCGCUUCUUCCAGCUCUAUCACACUUUUGUGGAAGGGAUCAAGCUGCUGUUCAGAGACUGCAAAGAGGUGAAGAGGAUAAAAGUGAACAUGCACUCUGACAAACUGCAGUUCAAGGAUCUGCCCUACAGGGACAUGGAGAGGCUCCGACAGUUCCGCAGAGACGUGGGGAAGGCCGUUCCUCUGCUGGUGAUCUCCAUCCCUCCCUUUGCCAACUACCUGGUGUUCCUCCUGAUGUAUUUCUUCCCCCGGCAGCUCCUGAUCCCUCACUUCUGGACCCCCCGGCAGCAGCUGGAGUUUCGGGGUGUGUCCCAUUCGGUGCGGGUCCAGCAGCACCAGCCCGUCCUCUCUGGGCUGCAGAACCUGAAGGUCUCUGAGGGGGUUCUGCAGAAACGCCUGCAGAACCUCUGCGUCAAAGUGCAGAACGGAGUGACUCCUCAGGUUUCUGAAAUCCUGGCUGUGAGAAAUCUGUUCUCCGGACCCCCGCUGGGCGUCAAGAGGAUGAGCAACGAGCAGAUGAGGCUCGUCUCCCCGCUCCUCUUCCUCACCCCUCGUCUCCCCAGCUUCCUGAUGUCUCGCCAGCUGCAGCAUCGCGGAUCAGAACUUCUGCAUCUGGACCGAGCUCUGAGCAGCCUGGGAGUCCAGAACCUGAGCGAGGCCGAGCUCAGACAGGCGUGUUUCCUGCGCGGUCUGUACUCCAGCAGUCUGACGGUCCCUCAGUGCAGAGAGUGGAUGUCCCGCUGGCUCCACCUGUCCAACUCCCUCAAAGACUCCGAGGUGUCUCUGCUCUUGCACAGCAUCGUGUUCCUCUCCGCAAACUACCGCCACUGACGGGAAGUCCAGUGCAAUCUGCUUCCUGAAGAGCUAUCGACAUAUCCUUCGUCUCGCCGGAAAAAACCAAAAAUGUUAAACACAAUUUUUGCCAAAAUAAUGAGGUUCAAGAGAAGAGAAACGAUGCAUGGUUGCAGCCGAGAGAAAUCACGUCGGUUGUGGAAUUAGAAACGUCCGGUGUUCCGGUUGUUGUUCACCAAAUCACAG
Messenger RNA from Gymnodraco acuticeps, 1271 nucleotides. It is a transcript of the gene letmd1, whose product is annotated as LETM1 domain containing 1. The record is from RefSeq and is a predicted model, not a curated record. Gene Ontology annotation, molecular function: ribosome binding. Gene Ontology annotation, cellular component: mitochondrial inner membrane. Lineage: Eukaryota; Metazoa; Chordata; Actinopteri; Perciformes; Bathydraconidae. The transcript is spliced from 9 exons. Bases 45 to 1064 code for a protein of 339 amino acids. Gene Ontology annotation, biological process: intracellular monoatomic cation homeostasis.